CGAUCCGUGAUCCGGUCCGAUCCAGAUUUUGUCAACGCCGUCCAAAAACCCAGCGAAUAUAACGUCUUAUCUUUCUAGGAGGCCAUCACUGCCUCGUGCAUAACGUUUCCGCUUUCUAAGGCAAAUUUCCAACUCAACUUUGGCUGCCAUUUUGUUUUGGUCUACUCAAAAUGUCAUGGGAUAAAAAUCUCCAAGAUUUUUUGGAGAUUUUGUACGACGUGAACCCAGCUUUUACCAGGGUUUUCUCCCGACGAGCCGCCAAAAUCGUCGAGGAGAAGACCCUGGGGACGAGGUAUCCAAAACAGGUAUCUUUACAUACCUUACACGACAUAGCUACCGCUCGCGUUCUUGGAGCUGGCCAAAAGGAUCGUGGUGCAAAAAGCAUGAAUUGAUUACCGAGUACUACCGAUAGACUGCCACGCAGACGCAAGUUGUGGAAUGCAAAGCGAUACCGGGCGACCAGCUGGGAUAUCGUCAUUGUGUUGAGUGACUGCUCGUUCAUUUUUCCGAAAAACAAUGUGUGCUGUAAUGGCAACCUACGUGUUGCGGAACGUUUUUUUUCGGCGUUCGAAAUUGUGCCCUGGUGGAAGAUUUUAUUCUACGCUAGACAGAGGCAUAAACAGUUCCAUUCAUUCGAACAUUGGAAAGGGAAUUGCGUUUAGAUCAGAGUUAAAACGGAAAGCAAAGAGAGUGGUUGUUAAGCUUGGAUCAGCUGUUAUCACAAGAGAUGAUGAGUGUGGAGUGGCUCUAGGAAGACUGGCGUCUAUUGUUGAACAAGUGUCAGAGUUACAGAAUGCUGGCAGACAAAUGCUGUUAGUCACCAGUGGAGCAGUGGCAUUUGGAAAACAGAAGCUUAGACAUGAAAUUCUUCUCUCUCAGAGUGUUCGUCAAACACUUAAACCACAAGACUUCCUGAAGUCACGACCAUAUAUUGAGCCACGUGCAUGUGCUGCUGUGGGACAGGGAGGCUUACUGUCACUCUAUGAAGCAAUGUUCCAACAAUAUGGUCUUACAUGUGGACAGGUACUAAUAACAAAGCAAGAUGUGCAUGAUAAAUACUCGCUGGAUAACUUACGAUCAACAGUGGAAGAGUUAAUCUCUAUGAACUGCAUUCCCAUUAUAAAUGAGAAUGAUGUUGUAGCAUCACCUCCUGAUUUGGAUUUAGAUUUGGCAGGGGUGAUCAGUGUUAAGGACAAUGACAGCUUAUCUUCCUUGUUGUCAGUGGAGUUGAAAGCAGACUUACUCUUGAUGUUAUCAGAUGUGCAAGGUAUUUACAGUGGCCCUCCAGACCUCCCAGAGUCUCGUCUUCUAGACACAUUCAGACCAACUGAUGUUAGCAAUAUUGAAUUUGGAGAGAAGUCCCGCGUUGGUCGUGGAGGCAUGGAGUCUAAAGUGAAGGCUGCAGCAUGGGCUCUUGAGAGAGGUACCAGUGUAGUGAUAGCAAAUGGCACCAGCAGUGAUUAUGUCAUUCGUCAAGUUUUGGACGGUCGAAAGGUUGGAUCAUUCUUUACUAUGGUAGAGGAAACAGGGCCAUCUGUGGAGAACCAGGCAGCAGGAGCUCGUAAAGGAGGUAGAGCUCUUCAAGUACUUACAGCUGACCAGCGAGGCAAAAUCAUAUACAAGUUGGCAGAUCUUCUGAUUGAAUGCAAAGAUCAGAUCCUAGAUGCCAACUCUAAAGAUCUGGAAACUGCACGUUUUGAGGGGCGACUUUCAGCUCCCAUGAUGGCCAGAUUACUUUUGACUCCAUCUAAACUGGAAAACCUUGCACAGGGAUUGAGGCAAAUUGCUGAUUCUUCGCACAAUAUCCUGGGUCGUGUGCUGAAACGAACCAAGAUAAGUGAUGGUUUAGAACUUAAACAAGAAACUGUUCCCAUUGGAGUGCUACUAGUCAUCUUUGAAUCCCGUCCAGACGCUCUGGUUCAGGUUGCUGCACUUGCUAUCAGCACAGCAAAUGGACUAUUACUGAAAGGGGGCAAAGAGGCUUACUAUAGUAACAAGUGUCUGCAUAGUCUUGUUGAAGAGGCUCUAGCAAUGUUUGUUCCACCAGAGACCAUUAGUUUGGUCAGUACUCGAGAAGAUGUAAAUGAUCUUCUUCAAUUGGAUAAGUAUGUGGACUUAGUUAUUCCACGGGGUUCCAGUGAGAUGAUUGAGCGUAUUCAGUCAGAGAGUAAAGGAAUUCCUGUGCUUGGACAUGCUGAGGGUAUUUGCCAUGUGUAUGUAGAUAAAGAUGCUGACCUCGAAAUGGCAACAAAUGUUGUGGUGGAUUCCAAAUGUGAUUAUCCUGCAGCAUGUAAUGCAAUGGAGACUCUGCUAAUACAUAAGGACCUCCUCAGGUCAGCUUUCCUGGACCGUCUACUUAAAGCUCUCCGAGAAAAGGGAGUAACAGUUCACGCUGGACCUAACCUAGUCAAGAUGUUACCACUGGCUCCGGCUCCUGCCAAGAGUAUGAAGAAAGAGUAUAGCGGGCUGGAGUGUGCAGUUGAAGUUGUCAGGAAUACGGAGGAAGCUAUUGAACACAUUCAUCAGUUUGGAAGCUCACAUACUGACGUCAUUGUCACUGACAACCGUGAAACUGCUAAGCACUUCCAAACAGCUGUGGACAGUGCAUGUGUGUUUCAUAACACUAGCACCAGGUUUUCUGAUGGCUAUCGAUUUGGUCUCGGGGCGGAAGUGGGUAUCAGCACGGGUCGAAUUCACGCACGGGGCCCGGUAGGAGUGGAGGGAUUGCUGACUUCAAGGUGGGUGUUAACCGGCCAAGGACACACCGUGGCAGACUUUGCUGAUGGGGGCUCACUCCAGUAUGUUCACGAAGCUCUACCACUUGACGAGGUUUUGCAGAAUUCCACAGAUGAAGAAACAAUUGAGGACACUGGAGACAGUGAAGUGAUACAAAAAUAAAUUAUUUGUUUACUCCAAGUGCUUUUAGCUGACUUCAAGGAAGAAAGCAUAUAGCCUGGCAGACAGACACGUUAAAGAAUGUUCAGUAGUUUGAAAAGUAAUAUGGCAUAAAGCACAGCCCCCGUGAAGUACUGACAAGGAACCUCGGAGUUAAGGACAACUAAGGUUGCUCAACCAACAAGGCAAUUGAGGCUUAAGUUAUCAGACGUCAUCUUGCAACUUACAGCAGUUGUCCACUGGAGAAUUCGCUAUGUCUAUGACUGUGGUUUGCUAUUAAAAAUAACUCGGUCCUCAAAGAGAACUUAUUGUUAUCCUAUUUAUCAAUGUAAGAAUAGCGAAAACUACGACAGAGAUGAUGAGGGCAAUGCCUUUAAAUGUGAAUAUUAUUGGGUUUUUUUCAGAAACCACACGAUGUGUUUGAAAUUCAUAUUGUAGUGCAAGACAUGUUUCGGAUGAAACAUCAUCCAUCUUUACAAAAAUACCAAUACAAAAUGAGCAAUAAAUAGUUAACCGUGUGUGAUGAAAAUAAGAAUAAUUAAGGAUUAAGACGCCAAACAGAAAAAAAGUGAAAAUAUAACACUAAAAUAAUGCAAACUAAUUAGUAUGAGCGAAAGAAAUAUACAGUUUUUCGACAUCGUCGGAUGUUAUUGUUAAGUAAAUGUGUAGCUUAGUUUAUGCAUUAUGUAAAAGGAUCUACAAUUAUGUGCAUAAGGUGGCAAAAUACUGUAAGCGACAAGAAAACUCGUGACUAUUAGGAAACUAUGUCAAUUAAACAAACACUUUUGCUCCGAUUGAAUUUGACUGAGUAUUGAGUACUACCUUAAGAUCUCUGAUAUAUAACAUUUCAUAUAUCAGGCAGUCAAAUUUACUCCUGCAUUUGAGAUGGUUAAAUGAUCUUUAGUGUUAUGUUUUCACUUUCUUAUUUUCAUCACACUGUUGACUAUUUAUUGCUCAUUUUCUGUUGGUAUUCUUGUAAACUGACGAUGGAUAAUGCUCCAUCAGAAACACCUCUUGUUUAAUACAAUAUGAAUUUCAAACACAUCGUGUGGUUUUUCAAAGCUAUCUCUUGCUUUUUACUGCUGAGAAGCCUUAAUAUAUGUUUUUACUUUGACAUACGUUUAGCUAUUCGCCAAAUUGAACUUGAUAAAGGUUAAUUAAUAGCUUUGACAAAGGGCUAUCACUUGAAACAUCAGCUUCACAGACUCGCUACGGUGGUUUAUUGGUCUCUUUCAACUUCAAGUUGAUAAAGAGCUAAAUGUUUCACCUUUGUUCAUGAUCAUGGGACAUCGACACUCAACUAGGUUUCUUAGCGAUUUUCAAGCUGUCAGUCUUACAACUGAAUUCUUGAAACAACUUUGGAAAUCCAAAUGAAAGUAAAAAAAAAAUAACUAGAGAACAAGAAAUAAAUCCACCAUCUUGGUUCUGAAUACCAUAAAACGUUUUGAACCAUUGCAGUGGUAUUCAGGCCUCUUGUUCUGUUGCCAUUGUAGCCUUGUUGUCAGAGUUAGUGUCAUGAUAGCACAUCAAUGAUGAAAUAUAGUAUCUCGUUUGCCGAG
This is a messenger RNA of Orbicella faveolata, 4454 nucleotides long. Its product is annotated as delta-1-pyrroline-5-carboxylate synthase-like. Gene Ontology annotation, cellular component: cytoplasm; mitochondrion. Gene Ontology annotation, molecular function: glutamate-5-semialdehyde dehydrogenase (NADP+) activity; ATP binding; glutamate 5-kinase activity. Lineage: Eukaryota; Metazoa; Cnidaria; Anthozoa; Scleractinia; Merulinidae. The record is from RefSeq and is a predicted model, not a curated record.